This is a messenger RNA of Limulus polyphemus (Atlantic horseshoe crab), 1473 nucleotides long. RefSeq names its product hydroxyacid oxidase 1-like (gene Hao). The coding region runs from base 39 to 1154 and encodes 371 amino acids. Gene Ontology annotation, molecular function: FMN binding; oxidoreductase activity. The transcript has 8 exons. NCBI's taxonomy places the organism in Eukaryota, Metazoa, Arthropoda, Merostomata, Xiphosura, Limulidae. The record is from RefSeq and is a predicted model, not a curated record.
ACCGACUCAAUCUCAGUAUAUAUCCUAUAGUAACAAACAUGGCUCAUCAAAUGUGCAUGGUGUGUUUGGACGACUUUGAAAAUUUUGCAGCUAAACAUUUGAAUAAGAAAGCUUUUGACUAUUAUCGGAGUGGAGCUAAUCAAGAACAAACUCUACGAGAAAAUAUAGAAGCAUUUAGAAGGCUCAAGCUUCGGCCUCGUUUUCUAAGAAAUGUUUCUUGUCGCGAUCUUAGUACGACCAUUCUGGGUCAGCCAAUUAGUUUUCCUGUGGGCGUGGCCCCCACGGCUAUGCAAAAAAUGGCUCAUCCAGACGGAGAAGUCGCCACUGCUCGGGCCGCUGCUGCUGUUGGAACUGUUAUGACAUUGAGUACAAUAGCUACGUCGUCUAUUGAAGAGGUAGCCGAAGCGAAUCCUAACGGGUUGCGAUGGUUUCAAUUAUACAUAUAUCGAGAUCGAAAAGUGACAGAAGAACUAGUUAGGAGAGCUGAGAAAGCUGAAUAUCGUGCUUUAGUUCUGACUGUUGAUACUCCAGUGUUUGGAUUACGGCUUGCUGAUGCCCGAAACAAAUUUUCUCUACCACGUCACUUGAGGAUGGCUAACUUUGAGAAAUUAGAUAUAAAGUCCAACAGGGUUCAAGAGGCCGAAAAGGAAUCGGGCUUAAACGAGUAUGCUGCUUCCCUGUUUGAUCCCUCCAUCACGUGGAAAGACCUCUCGUGGCUGAAAAGAAUAACAAAACUUCCUCUGGUAGUCAAGGGGAUUCUUACUGCUGAAGAUGCCAUGUUGGCCUUGGAACAUGGAGCUUCCGCGAUAUUGGUGUCAAAUCAUGGAGCUCGGCAACUUGACGGAGUACCUGCAUCUGUAGAAGUACUUCCGGAAAUAGUUCAGGCUGUUUAUGGGCGUUGUGAAAUUUAUCUGGACGGAGGUGUUAGAACCGGAACUGACGUACUGAAAGCUUUAGCACUUGGAGCACGUGCUGUCUUUGUAGGAAGACCACUGUUGUGGGGAUUGGCUUACAACGGAGAACAAGGUGCAAUCCAGGUACUACAGAUAUUAAAAAAAGAACUGGACUUAGCAAUGGCCUUAGCUGGCUGUUGCAGAAUUAGUGACAUCACCUCAGCCUUAGUUGUCAAAAGCACGUUCUACUCUAAACUCUGAAAGUUUUUUAAAGGAAGCAAAGAUUUGAACUUGAUCGCCAUAAUAUGAAAAAUUACAGUCAAAUGGGAAAGAAAGCGUAUACUGAACUGAAAAUUAUUACAUGAAAGUGUUUUGAAGUACACAGGCGAGUUUUUUGACGUAUAAGCAUCAUAUAUAAGGAAAUUGAAAAAUAUUUUAUUAUAUUUUGUGAUUUAAAAACCAUUGAAGUAGUUGCUUGUUUUCUAAGGAAAGUAUAUACUUUAACUAUAGGUGCAUAUAAAAUCAUGAAACUCACUGUAACUGUCUGACAAGCUCGUUUUCCUCGAAAUAAAAAAAAAAU